Messenger RNA from Anolis carolinensis (green anole), 952 nucleotides. Its product is annotated as kunitz-type serine protease inhibitor bitisilin-3. The record is from RefSeq and is a predicted model, not a curated record. The coding region runs from base 297 to 812 and encodes 171 amino acids. Gene Ontology annotation, molecular function: serine-type endopeptidase inhibitor activity. NCBI's taxonomy places the organism in Eukaryota, Metazoa, Chordata, Lepidosauria, Squamata, Anolidae. The transcript has 4 exons. Gene Ontology annotation, cellular component: extracellular region.
UUGUUUUGUCUUCCCAGCUGUUUAACUCUUCCUGGGAUUGGUAUAUAAAAGAGCCCGUGGGGUGCUGGAGCAUCACUGCAUUUAUUUUGGACCAUGGAUUCCUCAAGCAACCUCAUUGUCUUUCUUGCAGGGCUCUUAGCUGUGAUGCCCGUUUAUGCCAAUUUGUAUGGUAAGUAGCAUCCUUAGGUGCUUCUUCACUGCGGGACUAAUGAAGUUUGGAACAAACUUAACUGCCAUGGCACAAUGCUUUGUCACCCUGGGAGUUGCAGCUUUGCCAGCCUUCUCUGUGUCACAUCAUGCUGCAAUUCCUGGAUCAUAUCAGGCCAACCCUUUUUUGUCAUCUCACAGAAACAUGCAAUUAUCCUUCAGACCCGGGGCCAUGCCACGUAUACGAGCGCCGUUACUUCUACAACUCACAUUCAAAGAAGUGUGAGGUUUUCUAUUACAGUGGCUGCAAGGGGAACGAGAACAAUUUUAGGACUUUGCGGGAAUGCCAAGCAACAUGCAGAGAGCCGUGCUACCUCCCACCGAAUCCCGGUCUGUGUCGAGGGAAAGGUCACUAUUAUUACUACAACUUGACUUCCCACACAUGUGAGAAAUUCCCUUACGGGGCUUGCAAAGCAAUCGGAAACAAUUUCAAGACUUGGGAGCAGUGCCAAUACACCUGUGUAGAAAAACCUGGCACCUGCCCCAUCCCUCCUGAAGAUCUCAUCACCAUCUGCCCAGUGAAUUGUGUGAGUGACUGGGCAUGCCCUGGCAAGGAGAAGUGCUGCAAUUGGGGGUGCAUGGUGGACUGCAUGAGUCCCAAGUAAGGAGGCAUGGAUGGAGAUCCAGCACCAGCAGCCAUUCCAAAGGUCAAGGCAGGGCACCCACUUGGAUCAUGGACUCCGGCAUCCCCAACCCUUGUCUGGCUUCCUCCUCCUCCUUCUCCAAUAAAACGUUUUGUACUGUG